Molecule: messenger RNA, 2113 nt
Organism: Belonocnema kinseyi
Lineage: Eukaryota; Metazoa; Arthropoda; Insecta; Hymenoptera; Cynipidae
Exons: 3
Coding region: 201-911 (236 amino acids)
Source: RefSeq, a predicted model, not a curated record
GCCGUAUAGCGUGUGUGUUUCGUUUCAAUACAAGAUGCACGCAAGCAUUUCGAAGUUAAAUUUCUCCAUCGAAAUAGGUCGUACUGGACGAGUCCGUUAUCUCGCCAGUUAAAUAUCAAUCGUUCGUUCAGACACAUCAUUUCCUACGAGAAACUUCUUUACUUGAAGUAGCUGUAUAACUCAAUCAAAUAGACGUAAAGAUGAAGAUUGUAAUCGGAUUUAUUUUCCUAGUGUCUCCUUGUUGGUUCGGGCAUUAUAAUUCCAGGGAAAUUAAACAGAUUAUUGAAAUUGACAAAGAAGUAAUUAAUCAAGAACCAGGAUUCAAGCAAAUUCAUGCUUUAAAUUCCACUACUGUGUCAACUGGUCAAAUAUCAGCAACGAAACUGGGUCCUUGUUACUGUGCAGGUGGUUUGUGUGCUUGUUGUUCUAGACUUUUAUUUAAUGCAUGGAAGCAGAAGGCAUGUGUCAACGUUACUUACGAUCCUGACGAGUUUAGUUUCACAACUAAAAUACUGAUGAACGACAGAAUUCUAUAUAUGAGGACUAUAUCGGGAAAAAAUCCUAGACCAGUGUGCGUGCCUAUUCCAAGAUUUCCAUUAGUGAGAGUGUGUGUAAGAUUUUAUAAUAUUUAUUUCCAAGGAAAAAAUAUCCAUACCUGCAUUAGCAUAGAGGGAAAGUUUCGCGACACCAGCCUGUUUACGGUUGGCCUAGAUUGUCUCAGAUUCGGGACUAAGGGAGUGGCUAUUGUGAAACCAGAGGACGGGGGAGGCUUAGGCCAAGUUGAAUUUUUACCUAGUGAUAAUACUGAAGAUGAAAAUGAAUAUUAUGAUGAAAACGAUUAUGAUGACGAGGAUGAAGACGACCUUCACGGAGAUGAUGAAGAUGAUCUAUUUAAUUAUGACAUACAAUAAGUGUACUGUUAUCAAAUCAGUUUUAAUGCAUAUUAAACUAUAAAGUAGGAAAAAAAUUGAAAAAAGUCUACGGCUUUUUUAUAAGAAUUUUACAACGCCGCAAAGCUGUCGUAUAUCCGUGUCGUGAAGAUGACGUAAAAACAUCGUUGCGAUAUUGAAAUGUCGAUAAGACGUCCUUUAUUUUUUGCCCACUGGGUAAAAAGUUAAAGGCAAAAGGGUAGAGACUUAUGACUAGAAUUCUAAUGACGCAUCGUAGAAAGGGGUAUACAACAUAUUUUUUAAAGUGAAGGGGGGCUUUGAUGAAGCUCCCUAGUAAUAAUCGGUAAAUUCAGAAGAAUUAAGAAUUUAUGUACCUAUCAAUACAUUAUUUUUGCUCCGUCUAAAACCAUCCAAUGGGAAAAUAAAAAGUACAAAUCCUAUUCCUCCCAAUCGACUUAGUAAUAAGUUAAAGUAAGCAUUGAUUUAACCUAUUAUUUUCCUUAUCAAAUCACUUUAUAGCUUGAACAUUUGUGACAUAUUUAAGUUAAUAUUUAUUUAUAUUUUAAUACUUUAAUAGCGUUAACAAAUGCAUUGAUCUCUGCUAACAUAUAGGAGAAUGCAUUACACAUGAAAUCUAUUGAAAUUUGUGAAAUUAAGGUAAUUUUAACUCUAGAGAGGCAGACUUGAAUUAAUUAGAAUUAAAAUUUUACGACUUAUAUUCCACCUGAAGAAAUUGAAACAAUUUAUUAAACAUAUGUUGUGAAGUGAUUUGAAGGACUUAAAUAAAUUUAAAAUGUGAACAUUUUGGCAGAAUACAAAACAUCUCUGUGAGGUGUGCUACCUGUAAAAUUAGAAGAAAUCAAAUACACUGAAAAUACGUUCUCUUUUAUGGAGUGGAAGACUAUGGCAUUUCAGACAGAUGGAAAAAGUGCAUAUUCAAAAGAAUAAAAUAAUAGCAUUCAUAUUAUAUAUGAAUUUAUUAUUAAUUUAUUAUAAAUUGUAUAAAUUUAGUUAUAUUGUAGAUAAUUCUAUUGCUAGGUAUAUAAUAUAUUAUUAUAUCUUGUUUGUGCAAAUCAAACAUAUAAAUAUUCAAUAUUUUUCUCAGCUUACCACGUGACUCAAAUUCUAAAACAGAACGUCGUGUGCGCUACUUAAACAUAUACUUUCCUCAUGCCGCACGUGAGUGCAUGUAUUUUUCUGGCAAUCUCAGCAUAAAAUAAAAA